AUGAAGUCCCCCCUCCCCCGUGUGUUUAAUCAAGUCCGUCCCCUCGUCCAUCGCAAAUCAAAGCAUCCCUUUUUACCACACUGCAAAGUCUUGCCUUUUCUUCUUUCGUUUUCAUAUUCACAAUUUUGCAAAUCUUUCGAAAACUUGCUCCACAGGUGUGUGAGAAUGGUGAGAGGAAAAACUCAGAUGAGGCGUAUAGAAAACGCCACCAGCAGGCAAGUGACCUUUUCCAAGAGAAGAAAUGGGCUGCUGAAAAAAGCAUUUGAGCUUUCAGUUCUUUGUGAUGCUGAGGUUGCACUGAUUAUCUUUUCUCCCAGAGGCAAACUCUAUGAAUUUUCCAGUUCAAGCACACGGGAGACCGUUGAACGUUACCAGAAGCAUACUAAAGAUAAUCAUGCUGAAAAACACCCUCCAGAUGAACAAAAUAUGCAGCAGUUAAAGCAUGAGACAGCGACUAUGAAGAAGAAGAUAGAACUUCUUGAAAUUUCUAAACGGAGACUUUUGGGGGAAGGUUUGGGACAAUGUUCCAUUCAAGAACUACAACAGCUAGAACAGCAGUUGGAGCGAAGUGUCGGGAUCAUUCGUGCAAGAAAGAUGCAAGUUUUCAUGCAACAAAUUGAGGACUUAAAGGAAAAGGGAAAAGCUCUAGCAGCUGAAAAUGCAAUGCUGUGUGAGAAGUUUGGACUCGAACCACAACAAGGAUCAAAUGAAGAGAGAGCAACUGUGGCAUGUACAGAUAAUAGUGAAGUUUCAGAUGUUGAGACUGAAUUGUUCAUUGGACCUCCAGAAACCAGAAAUAGCAUGUAG
Messenger RNA from Fraxinus pennsylvanica, 807 nucleotides. Lineage: Eukaryota; Viridiplantae; Streptophyta; Magnoliopsida; Lamiales; Oleaceae. The record is from the annotation of a GenBank genome assembly.